Molecule: messenger RNA, 670 nt
Organism: Cariama cristata (Red-legged seriema)
Lineage: Eukaryota; Metazoa; Chordata; Aves; Cariamiformes; Cariamidae
Gene: DYNLT1
Product: dynein, light chain, Tctex-type 1
Exons: 4
Biological process (GO): microtubule-based movement
Cellular component (GO): cytoplasmic dynein complex; cytoplasm
Molecular function (GO): dynein intermediate chain binding
Source: RefSeq, a predicted model, not a curated record
ACUUCCUUUGUUGUUGAUGAAGUCAGUAGCAUCAUUAAAGAGGCCAUAGAAAGUGCGAUAGGCGGCAACGCCUACCAGCACAGCAAAGUGAACCAGUGGACAACAAGCGUGGUGGAACAAACGCUAAGCCAACUCACAAAGCUGGGGAAGCCUUUCAAGUAUAUUGUGACCUGUGUGAUUAUGCAAAAGAAUGGUGCUGGGCUACAUACAGCAAGCUCUUGCUUCUGGGACAACUCCAGCGAUGGAACCUGCACUGUGAGAUGGGAGAAUAAGACUAUGUACUGUAUUGUCAGUGCCUUUGGACUUGCAAUAUAAUUGCCUUGCAAUCAUUCAUCCUUCUCUUUUCUACUCCAGCACUUGAUUCCAUCUCUGCUCAAACUGUGAAUACACUGAACAACUUCAGUUUUUAAUGUACUUUUUAAGUAACUUUUUUUUUUAAAACGUAGAAAUGUGAAAACAUGCUGUUACACGGUUUAUGUUUGUACUUUGUAUCGUACCAGUGUUGCCAUACUGUCUUAACACUUCAAGAACUUCUCUUCAAGGUGCUAAUACUGAAAUCUGCUGCAGUGUAAACGCUUUCUCUAGAUUUCUUUUUUAAGACCAAUACAAAUGAGACACCGACUUUCACACUUUGUACUCUUGGUUAGCAUUAAAUUAUUGACAUUCAUAA